CUGUUGCAGAAAGGAAAGACUCGCUUUCAUAAUCGGUCACGAUCCAUCCCUCCAUGCUCUGCUCUUUCAGCAUACGCUCGCGAUACAAAAAAGACGUCGAAAGACUUGCAAUCGUAAGUAAUUGUAAUCUAGUGGGAUUUGUCCGUGACGAGAACAAGUCAUCGGUUCUUGGUUAUCGGUCGCCUGUUUGAGUACAUAAGGUCUCGGUCAGAGCAGGAUGGCGCAAUGCCCUUCCUGAAUCGGUUGCUAGGAUAUGCGACCGACUACAUAAAGAACCGCUACGGCCAUGAAAGGUGUCCCCUUUACCUCUGCAACUCCCUCUCUGAACCUUCUAUAUGACUGUUCGAAAUUGUUCAGUGAUUUGACUUCAUAGUAGUCCUCGUCCAUCAAGUUUCAACCCAUCCUCUGUCAGCGUCCAUAUGUAUCUGAGGACUGUAGUUCAGAGACAAAGAUUUCCACUCUUUUAUAUAUAUUCAUUGCAGGUUUAUUGACCUUAUAUACAUUUCCUGCUCCCGCAGCUGGAUCUUCUUAUGGGAUUCAAUUCUUGCCGAGUAUCAUUCGUGAAUGAAAAAUAUCUCCAAAUACAUAGGUGGGGUUUAUAUGCUUCCGGGUUCUCGUUGGAAGUUUUUUCUUUGUACUAUUUUGGUGGCAUCACCAUAUUUACGACAGCCAUCCACCACUCUUGUAGUAAAGUGUUAAACUACUUCAAAGAACAGUUUCUUUUAUUUAUUAAGAAGGUAUUAACGUGAGGUGGACAACAGAGGUUUCGUUUUAGGUGUGACACGGCGAGCUGUAGUAGGUAACGGUUUAUGAAGAAGCGAAAGCUAGGAGUACCUACAAGAGAAGUUGGAGCUCAUCAGUAUACGAAGAUAGAUCUCUCUCAGAGAUUCUAGUUUGCUAUUGGUCUAGUACGUAGCAUCAUCGUUUCUGAAGAGUAAACAAGAAGCUGAUGAUACAUUCCUCGUGUGCUAAACCGCAGCCUUUGUGGAUAUUCAUAGCACAUUUACAUAGUAUGAUUAUGUAUGGGACGAGAGCGGUGUAGUAAGACCAAGACGUAGAUUCUUUUCGACGACGACGACCACCUUGUGGCUUCCGUUACUACAAAAACGAUAUAAAGUCAAUUAUUCUGUACUUAGAAAUCAAUGAACUCCUGCACAAUCAAAUUUAUAUUUUCGAUUAUUACAACAAACACAACUUGAACUAGAAGCCGCGGCUCACGAGGUUCACGACGGUCCUAAAGAGAGACCUCUCCCUCGUCUCGUGGUCUGGAACAGCACCCGUCGGGGACAAGAAGUCUUUUAACCCGAAAUCGAGGACAGACAAGAUGAUGCGGGUGCCGUGCCUUACGCAGCGACGAAGCAGCAGUACUAGAUUGUCUUUUAUUUGUUGCAGACAAGGGUACUUUAUAGGAAAACAUCAAUCUAGUUUAUUGCAAACCUGGCUACUUUACAGGCUUUUUUAUGAAACGAAAACAUAUGAGAAGUAAAUACUUCACCUCCUCCCAUAACAUCAGGAAGUGAUAUGUUUUUUAUCCCUUAGGAUACGAAAGAGAUGGGCUGCAAAUCUUGAUUGGCUUUCGCCUUUUUUUAAAAGGGUAAAGGUUUAGGUCCAGCGAUGCUUAAAGCACAUACUUAAGUAAAGCAACCGGCUCGUUUUCUCUCUGAGUCUUAGGCUUAUACCUUCAUGCAAAAUAUUUAUUGCAGACAAGAACUCGUUCCCUCAAUUUGAAAUUGCCCCUUAAAUUCAUUGCUUAGGAAAACUGAUCGUCUAUGAUUUCACGCUUCUAAAUAUUUCAAUAUUGCUACUAGUUGUAUUCCUUUGUAGUUUCUUUUGCAACGUUUUGUGUCUCGUCCCGGAACUACAAGGAAGUACCUGCUUCCAAUACAUGCCAUUCAUUUAUUGAUGGGUAAUUCGAUCCUCACUUUGUUGUCUAGGUUCUUCGAACAAGGGACAGAACAACAAGGAUGCUAGUCGGCCCGUUCACCUGGAUGGGGCACACAAUAAUACUCGCGGACACCACCGUGAUCCACGAGACUACUAUGUUGCGGGCAGUCAUGUAGACGAAACAUACAAUGCCGUGCAAGCGGUUCACCAGCAUCAAGUUGCAGAGCGCAGACCUUCACAAAAAGAGUAAUUUUUUAUACUUUACUUUCCAGUCCAAAUUUUUCGCUUUCGGGUGUUUUAUCGCUUAGCUCACUGAGUCUUAAUCUUCAGUCGUAAUAAUUUCCAUCAGAAAUAUUUUAUACUCCACGAUCAUCUUCCUUUUCAGCUACUAUUUGCCGCAUCCGCAGUAUGGCAAGCAAUCUGGGUGUGGCUAUGAGGCCCACAGACAGCCUAGUCAUGAUAUCUCAACGACAACGCACAGUGAUUCUUCUUCAGCCGAGGAAACCGACGAGCAUCAUCUGGUAAUAUCCAUAUUACGAUUUGCCAUCCGUAUUUGAGUAAAAUUCUUGUCAACAAUCUAAGAAACUAAGAGAGACAAUUUUUCUAGUUCUUCAAUCAAGAAAUGCUAUAUGGGACAGACCACCAGGUAACAACGAAAAUUAUGCCGGAUCCUGUGCCUACCUUGGCGCCAAAAAGCAAAAAGAUGGCGCUUGGGUCGAUAACAUUUAGUGCCGAGCAGGGAAUUCCGCUAGGCGUAAUGCGGAAAGACAACUCUUUCUUUUUGCGGGUGGAAAAAUGUAUCUAUACUUCAUCUUCAAUCUUCCACGACUGCUUGAUUUCCGAUCCACUUCAUUUGUAGUUGUUGACCUUUUACUAGUAAACAAAAAAGAGAUACCUAGCGACUUCUUACAGCUUUUGUACAUUUCUCGCCAUAAAAACGCGUCAGGUGAUCCGGUGUUUGCUUCAUACCUGAAUUACGAAAUUGAGAAAAUGCAUCAGUUUAAGUGCCCUCCGGAUGCCGAAGACAAAGCCGAGUAUUGGCCGGAGAAUGCACUUCAUAACUACUGUAUCAACUUUUAAUUCUAAAGGUUUUUGAAAGCUGCUUCUCUCCUUAUUGUUACUUCCUUUGACUGAGAAGCACUUGUAUAUCUUACUUAGUAAGUUCUGGCAAUGACCACAUGACAAUGACUUGAUAUUUAUGAAGAAUGGCACUUUAUUUAUAUUUCAUGGAAUCAUACUCGGCGCUCUCUACCCUGGAGCUUUCUCACUGACUCACUGGAAAUUAAGUUCUGCAGUCGCAUCUUCAAAAUAAUGUCGACAGGCCAACGACCGAACCCAGCGUUGAAAGCAGAAAUGGACCGUGUCUACAGAUUCUGGCACGAUCAGCGCUCUCAGAUCGGUCAGUUGCACGACCGCUUGGCGGAUUUGAAACAACGCAGGGCGGCGCGCUACGGCAAAGAUUAGUGGCUUACCGCUCGGGAAUUCUAGGCAAUUGGCUUAGAGUAAGCUAGAUAGUAGAUAUGAGAAUGUGUCUGACGUUUCAACAGCAACAUGAAUGGUUGUAUUGUCGGAGUAAUGGAGUACGCUUAGACGUUAUACCUGUAUGUCGCUGUUGAAACUUCUGACCACAUUAGCUUGGCACUAUGAGCACAAACUGGAAAAGCAUGUAUACUUUGGAAAUUUUGGAAGAGCAAUUCUGAAUUUUUCAUCGAUUAUCUCGACUUUCUGUAUUUACUUUUUCGUAUAAUUUCAGGUAUGAUUAUCAUCGUCAAUAUGGCAUGCACAGAAUUACAUAUACCGAGCCGCCUGUAACAUUUUUGAUGACGAGCAGCAAGAGGAUCUAAUCUUCAAAGUUUUAAGCACCUAUUACUUAGUACCAAUCUAACUGUCAUAGAAAUUGUAACUAAUCAAUGUAAAUGUUAUCGGCACUAGCGUUUCGUCUUCAACAAGAAAGAACUCUGUCCUCUCUGUCUCGAGUACAUACUUUGGUUGGCUGAGGUCCUGCGUUGCAGGUUUCAGCAAAGACUCUCCCAGCGCUGUUGUCUGGCCUAGAGAGUCGUGCACAGUAAUUCAAACUUGUUGUAUCCCUCUGUUGCGUCAAAAGGACUCUGUCUUGGCAUAGUUCGUGAAACACAUAUUCGUAUUGCCAGCUAUCAAAUCAUACAAACAUAUCAUCCACAUAUAAUUUGAAAAAAUUGUAAAAAUUAGAAACUACAUAGAAUUAAUCAUUACCAAUCUGGCAUAGAAAACAAAAUAGCACUCACUCCUCCAUAAUUUCCAAAUGUAAGUAUUUCAAAAUCAAAAUCCAUAUUCUUUCACCACACCUGAUUCAAAUUCCAUCUACUGAUUUAUGAAACACAUCUCAAAGCUUAAUCUAUUGCAAGUAGUCGCACAUUUGUGCAAAACACUCCGUAGUAAUUUAGUGAAUAUUAUAUAUCAACCAUAAUUAGUAAUUCGAAGAAAGUAAAAUUGCAAUGCAAAAAGUGAAAAAAAUCAAUCGCGAUACACUGUAUAUAAAUGCAUGAGUCGGUCUGUAGUAUUGUGGCUUGGGAGCUACUAGAUACGAAAAUACUUCAAUCUUGUAUGAUUAAAUGUUUGGAAAGCAGUUAGAGUUCGAUAGAUCCAUCUGCGAGUGUCCACAUCAUACUGUAACCAGGGCAGAAGAUCUCAAGGCUGAGCUAUGCGCAAACUGUAUUCUGCUGUCUAUCUUGGUAAGUUGAUAUGAUCGAACAAGAGUUGAAGCACAACACACGGAAGGUGGAACACUAAACUAUUUUCGGAAUCUUCAAGGAUCGAGGAGAGCAUCCCUGUUUCCGAGAAACAUGUUGAAAAAGUUCGUAGGAAUGAAAGGAAAGGUUGUGAGAUGACUAACAAAAUAUACAGCAAGCAGUUGCUUCUGCUUACGGACUUUUGGCUGGGCGAACGUUGUGAUAGUGUUCAUUAGAGUUAGAUGAGGUCUCUCCAAUGAUCUAGCGUAUCACGUGUUCGAUUCUCAGGGUGUAGUGUUGUGUCUUCGGGGUAAAUCAGACAGAGUCCAUCAUGGUUGCUAUUUUAUCGCAGUAGAUCUUUCGCAACGGUUGCCGUCGUGCUUAAUCGUUUGGUAGUUUUAGCUGCCUGGCCGUCGUGCUUUAGGCUUCUCGCUGGGUAAAUAUAUGCUCUCAUCGCGAGAAACGUAGAUCCGAUAGUUGUAGACUUUUCGGCCGAAUGUACGGCCCUAUGCUCCCCCAGUAUGUAAAUUGUUUAAUUAUGAAACAGACAUGUAUAAGUGAUUAAAAGGGCGGCGGCAUGUAGUCCUAACUCAAAAAAAAAAACAAAAAAAAAUCUUUUUGCGAGCAC
This is a messenger RNA of Amoebophrya sp. A25, 5220 nucleotides long. The record is from the annotation of a GenBank genome assembly. NCBI's taxonomy places the organism in Eukaryota, Dinophyceae, Syndiniales, Amoebophryaceae.